CUCCGCUGCCAAAUGCAGUCGCUAAACGCAGCAAGAAAAAUCAAUAGUGCAUAAUUAGAAAAUUUAUAAUUAAAAGCAAAAGUGCAUUUAUUGUAAGAAAUCUUAAAGGCCAUGAAGUGGGAGAACUAUUGUGAUUUCGUCGCAGGCUGUUUUGGUGGUGCUUGCGGCGUGCUGGUGGCGCAUCCGCUCGACACCAUCAAGACCUGGCAACAGGCAUCCAACACAUCCGUCCUAAAGGCCGUGCAGCAAAUCUACAGCCGCAACAAUGGGAUCAACGGCUACUACAGGGGCAUGCUCUUCCCCCUGAUGUCGACGGGCGCCAUUAACUCGAUACUGUUCGGCAUCUAUGGCAACCAUUUGCGGCAGCUGCGACGCGUCUGCCACAGCGACUACCAGCGCGAGCAGCUUGAGUAUAAGAAUAUGUUCCUGGCUGGCUCUGUGGCCGGAUUUGUCCAGUCCUUCAUUGCGUGCCCCAUGGAGCUGAUCAAGAUACGGCUGCAGACGCAUUGCUACUAUAACGACUAUAUCUAUGGACAGCGACGCACAGCCUAUGGCACAUUCAAGCGGAUACUUAAGAAUGAUGGCAUCUCGGGCUUAUAUCGUGGACUUGUGCCCAUGAUGUGUCGUGAUGUGCUGCCCUAUGGCAUCUAUAUGCUGGUCUAUCGUCAGGCGGCCAACUAUAUGGAGAAAUCGGAGUUUGUGCGCAAGCGUCGAACCGAUUCGAAUGCCACAAAUAUAAAUUUAAUUAUUACGACCUUUGCGGGCGCCUGGGCUGGAGUGUUAUCUUGGGUCUGUGUAAUACCCUUUGAUGUGGUCAAGACCAUAAUGCAGGCGGAUGAGAACCAUAAAUUUCGCGGCAUAAUGCAUUGUGUACUGGUCAACUAUAGGGCCUAUGGGUGGCGCAGCAUUUUUCGUGGCAGUUGGAUGCUGUUGGCACGUGCGAUACCUUUUAACGCGGCCACCUUUUUGGGUUAUGAGUAUUCGCUGGAGUUGUGUCAUAGUUAUUGAAAUACAAAUAAACAAAACGCAGUUUCGAUUUAAA
This is a messenger RNA of Drosophila montana, 1042 nucleotides long. RefSeq names its product solute carrier family 25 member 45. The record is from RefSeq and is a predicted model, not a curated record. The coding region runs from base 112 to 1008 and encodes 298 amino acids. Gene Ontology annotation, cellular component: mitochondrion. Lineage: Eukaryota; Metazoa; Arthropoda; Insecta; Diptera; Drosophilidae. The transcript is spliced from 5 exons. Gene Ontology annotation, molecular function: high-affinity L-arginine transmembrane transporter activity. Gene Ontology annotation, biological process: mitochondrial L-ornithine transmembrane transport.